This is a messenger RNA of Eimeria maxima, 5661 nucleotides long. Its product is annotated as ATP-dependent RNA helicase, putative. Lineage: Eukaryota; Apicomplexa; Conoidasida; Eucoccidiorida; Eimeriidae. Gene Ontology annotation, biological process: mRNA splicing, via spliceosome. Gene Ontology annotation, molecular function: nucleic acid binding; RNA helicase activity; ATP binding. The transcript is spliced from 17 exons. Gene Ontology annotation, cellular component: nucleus. The coding region runs from base 1 to 5661 and encodes 1886 amino acids. The record is from RefSeq and is a predicted model, not a curated record.
AUGCCGUCUUCCGACAUCAGCCGCGCCUCCAGCAGGCGCAGCGAGUCAACAGCUCGUCACCGAUACAGCAGUAGAAGCCCCGAAAGCAGAAGUGCCAGAGACGGCAGCCACGGCGAAAUCUCUCGCAAAGAAAGCAGAGACAGCUACCGUUCGAGUGGAGCCAGCCACUGCAGAGAUGGAGAUAGAAACAGAUACACUAGUAGGGAACCAGAUGAGGAGAGAGAUUCUCGGGACCGCUCUCACUCAAGUCGAAAACCAGUUGGCCGCAUGCGGGGAUGGGGAGACAGCGACACCAGCAGCAGCAGCGGCACCAGCAGUAGUACUAGUAAGGCGACUUGCCGCAGUGGAGCGAAAAUCAGUAGCCGGGUUUCUGAAAGGGAAAGGGAGUCAAGAGAAGACAAUCGCCGCAUCAGCAGCAGCAACCGCUCGCGCUCGCGGGACAGGAAUUCACCAGGGCGGGCCCAAAGCCGCACCAGUACGAAGCAGCGCAGCAGAAGCAGUAGCAGGCAUCGUGAGGAUCUCAGCAGCAGCAGGAAUCGUGAGGACCUAAGCACUUCCAAACAUCGAGAAGAUGAUCGAACUAGACCUUUCUCCCGCACCGACAGCCGGCGAACCGACAGCACUAAAGCGCGCCAUAGCCCUCCCCGCGACUCCACGAGCAGCAGCAACAACAGCAGCUCCAGAAGCAGCAGCAACUCUGGCAGUGGUAGCUCCAGCAGCAGCAGCUCCAGCAGCAGCAGCUCCAGCAGCAGCAGCUCCAGCAACCAAGUACGGCGCAGCGAUAGAGGGGACUCGCGACGCAGGGACUCUCCUGCAGCUGAACGCCACGAGGAAGCUGGGGUCUCCCGUAGGGAACGUCCUCAGGGCGAACCGUCUGCAAAGGGGCAGCACCAGCAACAGCAACAGCGACCGAAGGAGCAGUCCACGGAAAGUAAGGCUCCUGCUUCACUCGGUGGUUUAAACGGCUUGGCGCCUGCAAAACGGAGCCUUUCACCCUCACAUAGUAGUAGCAGCAGCAGCCUGAAGGACAACAGUGGCGCGGCUGCCUCAGCCCCGAAGGGGGGAGACGCAGCUCCUGGUCUGAAGCAAGAAUCUGCUGCGGCAGGUGAGAGUAAGGGUAGCAGCAGUGACAAGACAAGCCGCCUCGAGAGGUUUAGAGCCCUUAAGAGGCAGAAACAACUGCCGGAAAAGGCGACUUCCAGUGGCGAUGCCGCAUCACAGAAAGAUAGGGAUACAGCAUCAGCAGAUAGCAGCAGCAGCAGUAGUGCAUUCAAAGAUUGGCUUCCCUCUACGCCGAACGUGAAGUUUGCCGUUGGCAGCUCCAGCAGCAACAAAAUGGCAGCAACUGCCACCCCCAGCGCUGGGGCAACUGCUACGUCAGCAGCAGCAGCGGCUGCUGCUGUUGCUGCCGCUCAAGCUGUUGCUUCUGCAGCACUAGCUGCGGCGGGUCUUGCUUCCGCGUCUGCUGCUACUGUGUCAGCCGUGGGAGAACACGGGCUGCAAAAGCAGGCGACGGAAGGCGCCACAGAAAUGUCUGCGAAUGAGGGGCAAGGGCAACCGUCUCCGGCAGCAGCAGCAGCAGAUUCCGGCAGUGCGCCAACCAGUCCUCCCCCUGGUGAAACUGAUGGGGGAAGGGGAAUGAUGAAACCCCCCAAGCAGAUGUCUCGCAACCGUCUAAAAAAGCACCAGCAGGCGCAGCUGCUGAGGCAGCUGCAGACCAAGACGGUGGGCGCGGCUCCAGAAACCCAAGGAGAUGCAGAUUUGCUGGAUGCCUUCAUGUCUGCACUUGAGGCAGAGGCGAAGGAUGAGCUGAGCGCGGCGAAGGCUGAGGACACAGGAGAGGUGGAGGCUUUGGGGUGUAUUUCCAGCCGCGACUCACAGCCACCGCGGCCCCAAAGCAUUUCAUUGGAAGAGAUAAGCAGAUGGCAAGAGGUUGAGGCUACAUACCUUCCGCCGGGAGCGGUGGUAAAGCCAGCACCUCCUGCAACAGCAGGUGGGGCAGCUGGGGCAUGUGCUGCUCCUACAACAGCUGCAGCUCCUGAGUCUGCAGAGAGGCUUGCUGACGGCACCAAGGUUGAACCAGCAGCGGAGGGGAGUGACUGCUCUUCUGCCGCUACCUUGCCGCCGACUUCAGACGUUUCCCGAGUCAAACGCGAGCCAACAGGAGGGGCAACAGACGUUCCUCCCGCAGGUGUUGCAGAACCAGCUUCUUCAGGGCCAGCGGCGACUGCAGUUGCAAGUUCAGGUGCAGCCCCUACUGCUGCUUCAUCUGCUGGCGCAGCUCAAGGGGUCAAGGGUGAGGGUGGACAGUCACAAGAGACAGCAGCAGUAACGCCAACACAGCCAGAAACAGCGGCAGCAGACGAGGUUGACCCUGAGGAUGCGAAAUAUCAUGAACUGUUUCUGGAAACGCUGCGAAAGGGCCGCCUCAAGGGGCGUCCGGACUCAGGUAAUAGUACCCAUGGCAAGGGCAAGGGAACGGCUUCAGACGAAGACGAAGUCGAGGAGGAAGAAGUGAUUAUCUACUCUGAUCACGAGGAAGAAGAGGAGGAAGCUGCUGCACAGGCAGCACAGGCAGCCCAAGCCGCUGCAGCGAAAGCAGAAGGUGCAGAUUCAGGAAAAGGCAAGGACGACGACGACAACGGAACACAAGCCAAGGAGCAGCUUGCCAACCUAUCUUACUUCGACCUUGUCAAACGCGUUGGACUCAAAAAGGAGCUUCCUCUUGUUGACCAUGCGUCAUGCAAGUUCCCUCCUAUUAAGAAGAACCUUUAUGUGCAGGUGAAGGAACUCACGGACUUGAAGGAUCACGAAGUGGAGGCGAUCCGGAAGACAAACGGAAACAUCAAAGUUCGCGGAAAACAGUGUCCGCGUCCUGUCAGUUCCUUUCAUCAAUGUGGAUUGCCAGAAAAGAUUCUUAGACACCUAGAAGCACGUGGGUUCGAGAAACCGUUUCCGGUUCAAAGCCAGUGUAUUCCCAUCUUGAUGUGCGGGAGAGACCUCAUCGCUGUGGCCGAGACAGGCAGCGGCAAGACCUUGGCCUACACGUUGCCUCUUGUGCGUCACGUGUUGAGCGUUAAAAGGCAAUACAAAGAGUAUCUGGCAAAGCAGAAAGAAGAGAAGCUGCUGCGUUUGCAGCAACAGGAGGAAAACCAGCAGCAGCAAGAAGGCAAGGAGGAAAAAGCUGACGCCGCGGCUGUCGCGACGGAUAAGGCGCCAGAUCCCAAGGCGAAACCGCGUGGGAAGCAACAAGCUGUAGAUAAUGAAGAUAGGGACAGGUACCGGAGGAACGAAAAGGGUGAAAGGAUGCUUAUCUAUGGAAACUUCAAGGAAGGGAUGAUCGGCCUGGUCAUUGCCCCAACUCGCGAAUUGUCGCUUCAAAUAUCAAAGGAGGUUUCUCGCCUGUGCAAGUUGGUAGACUUGAAUGUGGCUUCCCUCUAUGGGGGUGCGGGCAUCGGGGGCCAACUGGGGCAAGUACGGAGAGGGGUGGAUGUCGUUGUAGGAACGCCUGGAAGGCUAAUUGACGUGCUCACUCUCAACUCUUGCAAGUUCACAAGCCUCAAGCGAGUGACGUUCGUGGUGCUUGACGAGGCCGACCGAAUGUUUGAUUACGGGUUCGAGCCCCAGAUCUCUUCCAUCCUAAGGAGCACUCGCCUCGACAGACAAACGUGUCUCUUUUCUGCAACGUUCCCUUCUCACAUUGAAUCUCUGGCUCGACGCAUCCUGUACAAGCCAAUUGAGGUCGUCGUUGGUGAAAAGGGACGCACAGCUGCAAAGGUGCAGCAGUACGUUGAAGUAAUGGAUGAAGAGCGCAAGUUCUACAGGCUACUGCAGCUUCUUGGAGACUGGCAAGACUAUGGAUCAAUCAUUAUCUUCGUAAACAAGCAGAUAGAAGCUGAUGAGCUGUUUGCUGAACUGUUAAAGGAUGGCACCAAGACUCUGUUGAUUGCGACGAGUGUAGCAGCACGUGGGCUCGAUGUCCCGUCGGUUGUCCUUGUUAUCAACUUUUGCUGUCCUUCACACAUCGAAGAUUACGUCCACCGUAUCGGAAGGACAGGGCGAGCAGGGAACAUUGGGGUUGCAUACACGUUCAUAACCCCUCAAGAAGCAGACAAGGCAGAAGAGCUUGAAGGGGCAUUAAUCCAAUCUGGCCAGACUGUCCCGCCGGCUUUGGCGGCGCUGAGUUCCGAGUUCCGUGUUCAGUGUAACAUGGGGUUAGCGCAGAAGACCAAACGAGGCGGUUUUGGGGGAAAGGGAUUUACAUUUUCCAUUACGGAAAAGAGUCGCCAACAGCAACAGAUGCAACAAGCCAAGAAGGAACUGUCUGGGGCCAAUGACUUCGAUGAAGUUGAGGAAGUUGAACUGCUGCUUCAGAGAGAUGACUUCUCGCCCCCAACGACUAAUAAUAAUUCCCAGCUGGCGCUCACCAACACCAUGUCAACAAUGGAUGCAGCAAUGGCAGCGGCUGCAGCAGCAGCGGCAGCAAGAGGUGGCGGAGCCGGAGCGACGUCAGGCUCACUGCAGUCCGCAGUGGAGGCUGCCGCUGCGAAGGCGGCCUUGUUGGUAAAGCAUCAGCUGGCUGGAGGUGACAACAUCACCCAGCCGACGAGUUCGACAGAAGGUGUGGCGCGUGUCAAGCUCAUUGCAAAAAUACUCAAGUUGCAGGAUGCUGAACUUGCGAAGCGACCACCAUCCACCCCGCCGGCUCCGCCAGAAGGGCUACCACCACCUGGAAGCGAGAAGACCAAAUUGACUGCAGAUCAACAGGUACCGUAUACCAACACAACGCUAGGUGCCACCGCAUCUUGCAAAUUGAAUGUGUCUGUGCACGUGAAGAGCAGCAUGCAGCUAGAUCAUUUUAAUAUUUUUUAUGUACGUAUCAAUGGCGCGUUUGAUGCUGUGCAUCACGGGACUAUGGGCACUUGCUGGGUGGACUUCAUGCUACAACAGGCCCUAAAAGGACUUCCGGAGGCAGAUCAAGCACAAUACAAGGACAAGUUGCGUGAAGCGUACAAGAAACAUUUGUCACCUCGUCCUAAAGUUCAGCAGAAAGCAGCGCCGGGCAUGCAGCUAGCUUUGGCUAGUUCCGUUACAGGCCAGGCGCUGCCAAAAGACAAGGAUCCUUUCAUGGACGCGGCAGCGGAGGCGUUAGCUAUUCUCAAGCAGGGCACAACCGCAAGCUCAAAUCAACUCCAAGCAGCUCUUGACAAGAUUAAGGCAUUUAACGAUUCAGCUGAGCUAGCGGCUGCGAUCAGUAGCGUCUCGGCGCCUUCGAAUCCCACUCUUGGCAAGGUGCCUGGGCUUUCUGACAGGGGAUUCGUCUGUCCGGAGACAGGAAAUUUUGUUGACGAACUUGAAAUUAAUGACUACCCGCAGGUGGCGCGGUACAAAAUCACCCAGAAGGAAUUGAUGUCGCGCAUCAUGGAAGAGACCGGGGCUGUGUUAUAUGUAAAAGGUCAGCAUGUGGAACCGGCGCUGAAACAUCGUACGCAGCUUGCACCGGGCGUGAAAUUCUUACAUGUGGAAAUCAUUGCCCCGACGCCGAUUCAAGUUCAGAGAGCCAGGCAUGCAGUGUACGAGCUGGUGGAGUCUAUUGCGCUGAAGUCACUGAAUCUGAAUAGCAGCCAGCGCCAAGCGAUGGGGCGGUAUUCCGUUGUGUAG